Habropoda laboriosa is the source of this 2266-nucleotide messenger RNA. It is a transcript of the gene Btk29A, whose product is annotated as tyrosine-protein kinase Btk29A. Gene Ontology annotation, biological process: peptidyl-tyrosine autophosphorylation. Lineage: Eukaryota; Metazoa; Arthropoda; Insecta; Hymenoptera; Apidae. The record is from RefSeq and is a predicted model, not a curated record. The transcript has 11 exons. Gene Ontology annotation, molecular function: non-membrane spanning protein tyrosine kinase activity; protein binding; ATP binding. Bases 16 to 1410 code for a protein of 464 amino acids.
CCCUCGACUCCAAUAAUGCCAGGAGGCACGCCUGGGACUCCAUCCUCUAAAACCAAGGACAAGAUAAUGAUGAGAACAAAGGUGGUAGUGGCUCUGUACCCUUUUCGAGCGAUCGAGGGCGGCGACCUGUCCCUCGAAAAGGGUGCAGAGUACGAGGUACUGGACGACUCUCAGGAACAUUGGUGGAAAGUCAAAGACGAGCAUGGAUCCAUCGGUUACAUUCCCAGCAACUACGUGAAGGAGAAAGAACUUCUAGGUCUUCAAAAGUACGAGUGGUACGUGGGUGAUAUGUCCAGACAACGCGCAGAAUCAUUGCUCAAACAGGAGGAUAAAGAAGGAUGCUUCGUUAUUCGUAAUUCAUCUACCAAAGGGCUGUACACGCUUUCACUCUACACUAAAGUUCCACAUCCUCAUGUGAAACACUAUCACAUCAAACAGAACACCAGAGGAGAGUUUUAUCUGUCUGAGAAACAUUGCUGUGGCUCGAUACCAGACUUGGUGAACUAUCACAGGCACAACAGCGGCGGAUUGGCUAGCAGAUUGAAGACCAGCCCUUGUGAUCGCCCUGUACCACCAACUGCUGGACUCAGUCAUGACAAGUGGGAGAUUGAUCCAGCAGAGCUGCAUUUGUUAGAAGAACUUGGCUCUGGAAUGUUUGGAGUGGUACGAAGAGGAAAAUGGUGUGGUUCUAUAGACGUUGCUGUGAAAAUGAUGAAGGAAGGCACUAUGUCUGAGGAUGAUUUUAUUGAAGAAGCUAAAGUGAUGACAAAACUUCAGCAUCAGAACUUGGUCCAGCUAUAUGGCGUUUGCAGUAAGGACAGACCAAUAUACAUUGUCACUGAGUACAUGCGACAUGGAUCUCUGCUCAACUACCUCCGUCGUCAUGAAGCAACACUAGGAGCAAAUGUUGGUCUUCUUCUAGACAUGUGUAUACAGGUUUGCAAGGGAAUGGCUUAUCUGGAAAGGCAUAACUACAUCCACAGAGAUCUUGCUGCGCGCAAUUGUCUAGUGGGCUCAGAAAACGUAGUAAAAGUUGCAGACUUUGGAUUGGCAAGGUAUGUACUAGAUGACCAGUACACUAGUAGUGGAGGUACCAAAUUUCCAAUCAAGUGGGCGCCACCAGAAGUGCUCAACUACACCCGCUUCAGCUCCAAAUCAGACGUCUGGGCCUACGGUGUGUUAAUGUGGGAAGUAUUCACAUGCGGAAAGAUGCCUUAUGGACGUCUAAAGAACACCGAGGUUGUCGAUAGAGUAGAACGAGGAAUGAGAUUGGAAAGACCUAAGGCCUGUUUCAAGGAAGUUUACGAGGUUAUGCGAAAAUGUUGGGCCCACUGCCCCGAAGAACGACCAUCCUUCCGCGUAUUGAAGGAGCAGCUAAUCAGCGUAUCUCAAGGUCUGCUCAAUGAUUGACUCAACCUUCUAAGGUGUAUGCGCCUAUCGUCGCCAUCGAGCCGGUCAAUACAGGCGGCGAAAUCACCAUCACUCGAGCGAUCACCCUCUAUAUUACCAUCCUCGAACUCGUCGUCUUCGUACAACUCGGCAACAUUACCGUCGUCUCGUAAAACACGUGCACCAGCCUCUCUACCGCCGUCGAUCGAUUUUCUACAUCUCUCGUCAUCCACGUGUAAAUUGAAGAAAGAAGGCUCAUCCUCGCCGAGGUCAUCCACGUGUAAAUUGAAGAAAGAAGGGUCAUCCUCACCGAGUACACCCGGCCACCAACCUAGUCAACCGUCAUCGAGCUCGUCGAACGUCUGUGACAUUUGCAGUUCCUACGGACACCCGUGGAUUGAAAUUUGCAAGGCGAUGCGAGCCACUAAAGGCAAAUAAUGUGUGUGUGUCCCCCGAAGUAUGUGUGUCGAUUUCUCAACGAUUGUAUUAAGGCAGCUUACGAAACAAAAAACGGCAGAAAAGAAGCGAACAAAGAAAAAAGAAAAAAAAACACGAGCAAAAAAGGAACAUAAGAAACAAUAUUAAAUACGACAUUAUUUGAGCCUGCAGCACCGCAACCCUACCCCCACCCCGACUACCCCACUGUAUCCCCACUCUUUCUCUGUCUCUAAAUCCCCCCCACUCCACUCGAAUUUUUCCAAAAAAAACAUCCUGAAACUUUGCUAUAGAUAUUUUAGACGUUGUUUUUUCGAUUGUCGAAACGAACACAAUCCGAGUGCGUGAUAUUAUUAUGUAUUUCUCGGAUAUAAUAGUUUCUUCACCCCAUCCCACCCACCUCCUCCUCCUCCUUUAUCCCUAAGUACCAUCCUAACCCAGC